UAAAGUGCAAAGGACCUUUUCCACACCAUUCAUCCCAAAUCCUUUUUGCCCCAUCAUUUGGAUAUGGAUUCCUCUGCUCUUUCAUUGCUACAUUGUCCUAAUUGCCAUAGCCUUGCAUCUAUUCGCAUUUCCUUUUUCUACUUCAUUUUAAUAACAUCCGCUUUGAUAUGCUCAGCAACAGCAACAAGAAACCUCGCCAAGAAAUCAGAAAUCAAUACAUCUGAGUUCAUUACGAACUCUUGUGGUACAACAUUGUACACCAAAUUGUGCAUUGAAACACUCUCACCAUACUCAAAUUCCAUCCAAACAAACCCUAAAGAAUUGGCUAAUGCAGCACUUACAGUGAGCCUAAAAGGGGCUAAAUCAACAACAAAUAAAAUUUCAAAAAUGUCCAAAGAGCAAGACUUGGGUCCAGCAGAAACACAUGCCUUAACGGACUGUGUGGAAAACAUGGAGGAUUCUGUAGACGAACUUCAGAAAUCUUUGUUAGAAAUGAAGAAUUUGAAUGGUCCUGAUUUUGAAGAGAAAAUGGGGAAUGUAAUGACUUGGGUAAGUGCUGCUUUGACAGAUGAAGAUACUUGUAUGGAUGGAUUUGACGGCAAUGGUAACAUGAAUGAGAAAGUUAAGGCCACUAUUAGGAAUUACAUUGUUAAUGUUGCUCAGUUAACUAGUAAUGCUUUAGCUCUUACCAAAAAUCUUUCAUCCUCUUAGCUGAAUCAUCAGUGUAAUUUAUUCUGCUGCUUCUUUUUUUUCCAUCUCCCACUUUGGAAAAGAAAACAGAAUUCUAUUGUUUUAUCUCCGUAA
Nicotiana tabacum (common tobacco) is the source of this 804-nucleotide messenger RNA. Its product is annotated as 21 kDa protein-like. NCBI's taxonomy places the organism in Eukaryota, Viridiplantae, Streptophyta, Magnoliopsida, Solanales, Solanaceae. Gene Ontology annotation, biological process: negative regulation of catalytic activity. Gene Ontology annotation, molecular function: enzyme inhibitor activity. The record is from RefSeq and is a predicted model, not a curated record.